Messenger RNA from Sus scrofa (pig), 5924 nucleotides. It is a transcript of the gene SDR42E1, whose product is annotated as short chain dehydrogenase/reductase family 42E, member 1. The record is from RefSeq and is a predicted model, not a curated record. Lineage: Eukaryota; Metazoa; Chordata; Mammalia; Artiodactyla; Suidae. Gene Ontology annotation, molecular function: oxidoreductase activity, acting on the CH-OH group of donors, NAD or NADP as acceptor. Gene Ontology annotation, biological process: steroid biosynthetic process.
AGGGCAGGGACCGAACCCGCCACCUCAUGGUUCCUAGUCGGAUUCGUUAACCACUGCGCCACAACGGGAACUCCGGAUUUCCUCCCAUUUUUAUGGCGAAAUAAUAUUCCAUUGUGAGUGUGCAUAUGUAGAUAGACCACAUGUUCUUUAGCCUUUCAUCCAUUAAGGGGCACUUUGAUUGUUUUCAUGAUUUAGUUAUUGUGAAUAAUUCUGCAAUGAAUGUGGGGGCGCAGAUACUUUUUCAAGGUAGUGAUUUCGUUUGCUCUGGAUCAUAUAUAUGUAUCGGCAGACCAGGUUCUUAAAAGAUUGUCCUGAGGCUCCAGUGGUCAACCUUUAAGCACCUAGCCUGUAAUAAAUAGAAAAUGUAGCCAUAGCGGUUAUUUUCAUUUUAGCAAGGAGGAACCAGGGUCGCCCGGGGAAUAGGUGAGAGAACCAAGUGUAGGACCCAGAUUUUUCUCACCUAGGAAGCUUAUCCCUGCCUCCCCACUACCUCUGCCUCAUGGGAGGGGAUGGGAUUCCUCCUGCCUCAACACUGGGAAUUGGAAGGGCCCCUCUCAGGUUGCAGAAUACAUUAGCUGUGAAAGUCCUUGCAGGACUCAGGUCAGCAUAGACUUGUUUGCUUCCGGUCAGGGCCUGGCACAGCCCUGAGUGCUUGUUGCGGUUGAGACAGAAGCUGUGCAGUCAGAUGCACCUGGAUUCCAGUGCAUACGGCUCCCUGCUCUCGCACUUACUAGCUGUAGUAAACAGGAUUAACAAGUUAGUACCAGCCUCAGAGGCUUGUUAGGAGCAUCAAGAGAGAGAAUUUGUGGAAGAGGCCUAGCACCAUGCCUGGCACACAGUAAGGGCUUAAUGACAGCUGACAGUACUUUGACAUGUUGAAGUGACAGACAGGCUGACCUAGAAGGGAAGAAAGUACAAGUGUAAUACUUUCAGGUACAGCAGAAAAGGGUACUGGAAGAGGCUGCAGAGUUCUCACUGCACUGGAACUUACUGGGUCUACCAUCUGCCACAUACUCGUCCCUGCAGACAUCCUGAAGAAGUGGCCUGUGCUUGCGUGGAGUUUACAUGGCACUUUGGGAAGCAGCUGGGAAAUACCUAUUAUAAAAUUAAUUGUUCCAUAAGUAUCAUGAAUAAUUGCAAGGAUCUUUUGUGCAACAAAUAUCUAGGUAAAAGGAGUCUGAGUGGGUAGCUGGACAAGAUAAGGUGAUGAGAAUUACGCAGCUUCCUGCCAUCUUCACAUAUAUUCAAAAUUGUGUGUGCAGAUACCCCUAUUUGUUUUUGUUUGUUUUGUUUUUGGCCGCACCUGUAGUACGUGGAAGUUCCCGGGCCAGGGAUCGAACCCAUACCGCAGUUGCAACCUGCACCUGCAGGUUGUGGCGGUGCUGGAUCCUUAACCCGCUGCACCACACAGGAAUUUCCCCUCUUUGUCAUUACUCCCGAACCAAACUUGGGUCCGCUGGCCUGCGGGCAGUCAAGCCAAUCUGCUGACACCACAUUGUGGUGCAGGAAAAUGCAGCAUUUGUUGCAAAGUGCCACACAAGUAGUCUGGGACAGCUAGUGUUGAAGAAGCCUGAACUCCCUGAUGGGUUUCAGGAAAGCAUUUUUAAGGGCCAGGUGGUGGGGGCAGGGGGCACUGGUUUGAGGGUGAGGUGUUGAGGUAACGGGGCCGUGGUGCAGAGUUUCGCUUCUUGAGUCCUGAGGCUGCAGCAGGCCUGCGGGCUCUGUAGGUCGUUCACAUCUUCCAUCUGGUGGUGGAGGUAGGGGGUUCCUGGAAAACAACUCAGGAAAUGUGCGUCAGAUACUAUGGUGUAGGUGUUUCAAAGAGGAGCUAAAGCAGAAGAUGUGGGAGAGGAGGCGGCUCCCGGGGGGUUGGGGGAGACACCCCUCCCCCCCGAGGGUCCUGCUGAGUUCCAUUGUGAGUCCGUUUUCCACUUAACGCUGUGCCCUUAAUUUUCUUCCCAAGUGUGUUUGGCCUUUUAGGUUUCCUGCCUCACAUCCGUGUUACCUGUAUCGGGGGGACUCUCCUUUCCAUCCUUGACUGCUUUGUAUUCAACACCCAUCGUUUCCAGGUCACCUUUGGAAUUUGAACAGCACCCUUUCGAAACCGUCCAGCCUCGGUUUGCCUCCUCGGGCUCAAUCCAGUAAGAACACAGUUACCUUUGGCCUCCAGGCAGCACUUGGGCAGCAGCGUAAAUCGUGCCAUCCUAGGGUUAAACGUCCAAGAGAUGCUAUCAGCCUUAAAGUAAAUACAGUCCGGUUAUCUGAGUGCCAUACAUGGACUCCCCCAGGUCUCCAAAGGAGACAGUCCUCAUCACGGGAGGAGGUGGCUAUUUUGGUUUCCGCCUGGGCUGCGCUCUGAACCAGAAGGGGCUCCGUGUGAUUCUCUUUGACGUCAGCAGCCCUGCUCACACCAUUCCGGAAGGAGUCAAGUUCAUACGGGGAGACAUUCGCCUCCUCGCUGACGUAGAGCGCGCCUUCGAGGAUGCGGAUGUCACCUGUGUGUUCCACAUCGCCUCUUACGGUAUGUCCGGGCGCGAGCAACUGAACCGGAGCCGGAUCGAGGACGUCAACGUCGGGGGCACGGACAACGUCCUCCAGGCCUGCAGGAGCCGGGGGGUGCCAAGGUUAGUUUACACCAGCACCUUCAAUGUCAUCUUCGGAGGUCAGGUUAUCAGAAAUGGCGAUGAGUCUCUGCCGUACCUACCUCUCCACCUCCACCCGGACCACUACUCUCGAACCAAAUCGGUCGCAGAGAAGAAGGUGCUGGAGGCCAAUGGCACAGCCCUGGCUCGACGUGCUGGGGUCUUGAGGACCUGUGCUCUGAGGCCGGCCGGCAUCUAUGGGCCCGGAGAACAAAGGCACCUCCCCAGGAUAGUGAGCUACCUGGAGAAGGGCCUCUUCAGGUUUGUGUAUGGAGACCCCAAGAGUCUGGUCGAAUUUGUCCACGUGGAUAACUUGGUGCAGGCUCACAUCCUGGCCUCAGAGGCCCUGAAGGCCGACAAGGGCCACGUCGCCUCUGGGCAGCCCUACUUCAUCUCUGACGGCAGACCCGUGAACAACUUUGAGUUCUUCCGGCCUUUGGUUGAGGGCCUGGGUUACAAGUUCCCCUCCGUCCGCCUGCCCCUGCCCCUCAUCUACUUCUUCGCUUUCCUCACAGAGAUGGCCUACUUCCUUUUGGGUCGACUCUACAACUUCCAGCCCUUCCUCACCCGCACCGAAGUUUACAAAACCGCCGUCACACAUUACUUUAGCCUGGAGAAAGCCAAGAAAGAGCUGGGCUAUGAGGCUCAACCAUUUGACCUCCAGGAAGUAGUAGAGUGGUUUAAAGCCCACGGUCACGGCCGCAGUCCUGGCAGACAGGACUCAGAGUUCAGUCUUGUUUGGUACGGGCUGCUGGUCUCACUCUUGAUUAUAGCAGUUCUCACCUGGCUGCCGCCUUCUGUGAUUCUGUCCCUGUGAAGCAGGAGCUAGAAAUAAGAAGCUGAUGACCCUUGCUGAGAUGGAGAUCCUCGGUGGCCUAGCAGUUAAGGAUUCAGCAUUGUCACUGCUGUGAUGUGGGUUCCAUCCCUGGCCUGGGAACUUCCACAUGCCGUAGGCAAGACUGAUCGAUGGGUAGAUGGAUAAUAGAUACCUCGUGCCAAAUUUGGGGUCUUCACAUUGCUACUUAAGAAUAGAUUCUUGAGUUCUUGUUGUGGCUCAGUGGGUUAAGACCCGACUAGUGUCCAUGAGGAUGUGGGUUCCAUCCCUGGCCUUGCUCAGUGGAUUAAAGAUCCAGCAUUGCUGCAAGCUGCAGUGUAGGUUGCAAAUGCAGCUCGGAUCUGGCGUUGCUGUGGCUGUGGCAUGGGCCCCAGUUAUAGCUCCAAUUCAACCCGAAGCCUGGGAACUUCCACAUGCCGCAGGUUUAGCCCUAAAAAGAAAAAAAAGAAUAGAUUCUUGAAUUGUCACAACGGUGUAAAUCAACUAUAAUUUAAAAAAACCAAAAAAGAAUAGAUCCUUGGCUUAAGUCUUCAUUCCUUACCUCCUUGCGCAAAACCUGAAGGAAGAAAUGGAAGCAAAGAGAAGUUUGCGAUUUGGUUCCUUGGGUCCUUCUUCUUUAUUUUUUUAUUUUUUUAUUUUUUUGUCUUUUUGUUGUUGUUGUUGUUGUUGUUGCUAUUUCUUGGGCCGCUCCCGCGGCAUAUGGAGGUUCCCAGGCUAGGGGUUGAAUCGGAGCUGUAGCUACCGGCCUACGCCAGAGCCACAGCAACACAGGAUCCGAGCCGCAUCUGCAACCUACACCACAGCUCACAGCAACGCCGGAUUGUUAACCCACUGAGCAAGGGCAGGGACCAAACCCGCCACCUCAAGGUUCCUAGUCGGAUUCGUUAACCACUGCGCCACGACGGGAACUCCGGGUCCUUCUUCUUUAGACGGGGACAGUAGAAGUCCUUUUGGAGCUGCAGAACUAAACUUACUAAUAACUAAGACCUGCCGCAGGAGGGCUUUCUUCCUUGGGAUAUUCUGUUUCGAGGUGUUGCUGCUGCCGACUUUCUGGAAAGCCUUUGUGGUGUGCCCUUAGAGUCUGUAACAAGUGUGUUUACAUCUGUUCGGGGUUCCUCAGGUUCGGCCCCCUGAGCCUAGACGGAGGGCUAGGAAACAGCUGGAUGUCUGAUGCUUAAUAAGGAUGUUCAGGCUCAUGAUGCCAUUUGUCAUUAAAAAGUGAAGCACGGCACUGAACUGCAGAGACUGUUUUUCUUCCUGGGAAGAAUGUCAGUCCUCCGAAGGCCCCUCCCACAAGGAGUGCCCUGCUCGACGGCCGCCCCCGGGGAGGCUGUAACAACAUUCACGUUGUUCUGCUGUGUCGGAACCAAAGUGGACAGGAGCGCCCUUCCCCGCGCCACGCCGUGAGUGCAGCUACAGAAGGGACCCGUGUUCAGACGCUGCAAGGACAGCUCGGGGCGGAAAGGAGUGUGAGAGCCGUUGUGCAAGUGUGUCGGGGGUUGGGUGGGGGGUGUGCUCAGUGAGGAGCCCCGAGCCGUGCCGCCUGGGUGUUUUUGGAAAAGUGCUCAACUUGAUACCGGAAGACCUGCCACCAGGAAUCUCUUGUGUGGCCUUCACCAAGUAGCUGAAGCCUCAGUAGGCCUCUUUGCCUCCUUUGGGAAACAGGAAUGACUGUAUUUUCCCUUUCUGUAAAUCCACCCACUCAUCUCACAGGGUUCUGAGCAUUAAAUAAGAUGCAGAGAAAGUACUUUAUUUAUUUAUUUAUUUAUUAUUUUCCCACUGUACAGCAAGGGGAUCAAGUUGUCCUUACAUGUAUACAUUACAAUUACAUUUUUUUCCCCACCCUUUGUUCUGUUGCAACAUGAGUAUCUAGACAAAGUUCUCAAUGCUACUCAGCAGGAUCUCCUUGUACAUCUAUUCUAAGUUGUGUCUGAUAAGCCCAAGCUCCCGAUCCCUCCCACUCCCUCCCCCUCCCAUCAGGCAGCCACAAGUCUUUUCUCCAAGUCCAUGAUUUUCUUUUCUGAGGAGAUGUUCAUUUGUGCUGGAUAUUAGAUUCCAGUUAUAAGUGAUACCAUAUGGUAUUUGUCUUUGUCUUUCUGGCUCAUUUCACUCAGUAUGAGAUUCUCUAGUUCCAUCCAUGUUGCUGCAAAUGGCUUUACGCCAUUCUUUUUUAUGGCUGAGUAGUAUUCCAUUGUGUAUAUAUACCACACCUUCCGAAUCCAAUCAUCUGUCGAUGGACAUUUGGGUUGUUUCCAUGUCUUGGCUAUUGUGACUAGUGCUGCAAUGAACAUGCGGGUGCACAUGUCUCUUUUAAGUAGAGUUUUGUCCGGAUAUAUGCCCAAGACUGGGAUUGUGGGGUCAUAUGGAAGUUCUAUGUAUAGAUUUCUAAGGUAUCUCCAAACUGUAGAGAAAGUACUUUUAAUGUAUAAAUUGCCACAUAAAUAUGA